Molecule: messenger RNA, 1371 nt
Organism: Penicillium coprophilum
Lineage: Eukaryota; Fungi; Ascomycota; Eurotiomycetes; Eurotiales; Aspergillaceae
Exons: 3
Coding region: 1-1371 (456 amino acids)
Molecular function (GO): acyltransferase activity, transferring groups other than amino-acyl groups
Source: RefSeq, a predicted model, not a curated record
AUGCCAUCUCAAUCUUAUGUUUUGGGGGUGGGAAUGACCAAGUUUCUGAAGCCACGGCGCACUCGUGAAUAUCCAGAACUUGGCUAUGAGGCAGCAGUCAAGGCUCUGCUCGAUGCGCAUAUCACAUAUGAUGAUGUACAGGCAGGUGUUGCGUGUUAUUGUUACGGCGAUACGACUUCUGGUCAGCGGAUCAUGUACCAGCUAGGGAUGACGGGGAUUCCAAUCUACAAUACCAACAAUGCAUGUGCGACCGGAUCUACUGGCCUCUAUCUUGCUCGUGCCCUGGUCAAAGGAGGCCAGGCGGACUGUGUCCUCGUCGUCGGCUUCGAACAGAUGCGCCCAGGGUCAAUUAAGAGUGUAUGGGACGAUCGGCCCAGUCCUCUGGCACCAUCGACCACAAUGAUGGAGAACAUGUUUGGCAAACAUCAGAGCCCUCGAAAUGCUCAAUACUUUGGGAACGCUGGACAGGAGUAUAUGGACAAAUAUGGUGCUAAAGCAGAGGACUUCGCUGAAAUUGCGCGAGUUUCGCAUGAACACUCUCAGCGAAACCCGUACGCCCAGUUCCAAACUGCAUACUCACUGGAUCAGAUUUUGGACCCGAAGGCACAGGUCUAUGGACCCCUUACCAAGCUCCAGUGCUCUCCAACUAGUGACGGUGCUGCAGCUGCGAUUAUUGUAUCCCAAAGAUUCUUAGAUGCGCGUCCUCACCUCAAACCUCAGGCUAUUCUCAUAGCUGGCCAACAGCUAUUGACUGAUGGACCAGAGGUAUAUUCUCAGAGUGCAAUAGAUCUAGUCGGCUUUAACAUGUCGCGCCAAGCUGCCCAGCUCGCUAUGCAAGAGGCUGGUGUCAGAGUGAAAGAUAUCAAAAUUUGCGAGCUUCAUGACUGCUUCUCCACCAACGAGCUUCUUUUGCUUGAUGCACUUGGAUUUUCAGAGCCAGGGAAAGCCCACGAGAUGGUUCGUCGGGGAGACAUCACAUAUGGAGGUCGUGGUCUGGUCGUCAACCCAUCUGGCGGGCUGAUCUCAAAGGGCCACCCUCUCGGGGCUACAGGGCUGGCCCAGUGUGCAGAGCUUACUUGGCAGCUUCGUGGUUGGGCUAACAAUCGCCUGGUUCAGGGUACUGAUGUCACUUUGCAACACAAUCUCGGGUUAGGGGGAGCAGUGGUGGUAACCAUCUACAAGCGAGCCGACGGACAGGUCAACCGUCCCAUGUCAGAUGAAGAUAUCAAGGGGGUUACCGGUCUGGAAUACAACCCCGCAGUCGAGGCUCGGUAUAUCACACCUCAGGAUGGCCAACGCGUCUGUAGCAAAACAAAGCAUCACGAAUAUCCGCUACAAGAAACGGCUGAGAAACUCAAAGCGCGCAUCUGA